CCCACCAGUUCCUCCUUGCGGGGGCCGGAGUCACAAACAGCUGGCUCCGGCUCACUUCCUCCUCCCUGGGGAUCAGAGCUCUCGUCCUGCCCAGGACCCUCCCUGGCCAAUGACAGCCCACUGGCAGAGCUCAACCCAUUACUCAGAACCAGCCAGAGUGGUGUCUGCCCUAACCUAUGCCUUGGGUUUGGGGGCUGCAGAAUUCAGCGGAGGUGAAGAAGCCAGGUCUGUGUCUGGUCCCCAUCAGCCCCUUCUGAAGACCUCUCCGGGUGGCGUCAGUCUCCCCAUCACAGUGAAGCGCCCAGCUCAGGACUCGCCAGUCCUCCUUCCUGUCAGAAUGCCCCUUCUCAGGGUGGGCAUCUCCCUUCUUUUUCCUGAGGCAGGGCCUGGGUCCCCCCCACCCUGAAUCCCCUCAGAGGAGAGCUCCCCAGGGAUAGGGCCUUGUUUCAAAUAGCGUAUGCUACAGAAAGGGACAGACCUGAAUUUGACCUCACCCUCCCCUCUCGCCCAUUCUAUGACCCUGGACUCCCCAGCAUGUCUCCUGACACACAGUGGGAACCCAGUGACCAAUAGGUCAGUCACCACGCUUGCCAGAGCCCGAUUUCUUCGUCUGUGCAGUGGGUGAAUCCUCUCUUCCUGGCGGGGCACAUUUGAGGGAAAAAGGUUCUGAAACAGGGGCGUAGCUCAAUAGGGUGUGGGUUCUAGGAAAAGACCUUGGCCCCACUGUGGAGCCUGGAUUUGUUGGGGUUUGGCAGGGACCAUGGGAAACAGGGAGACCAGGGAGGAGGCCUCUGUAGCCAUCUGCUCAGAGCAGUGACAGGACAAGAGGGAAUGGAUGCAGAAUAUUUACAAAACAGAAGCAGAGGAGCUUUGAUUUCUUAACCGAUUACUUAUGGAGCAGUCUCUGCACCCAGCAUGGGGCUCAAACUCACAACCCCGAGAUCAAGAGUCACAGGCUCUUCCGACUGAACCAGCCCGGCUCCCCCAGAUCUCAGGCCAUUAACCUUCUGCACUGUCCCACAGGUCAGGUGACCAGGUGGGGAGAUGCACAGGCAGUGGGGCCUCUGAUGGGAGCACCUGGGGACCCCCAAGGACCAGGGGGUCUGCAGGUCCCAGAGCCAGGAGGAUUUGUCCAGGUUGGGGGCAUUAGUGAAAGCCCAGGGGCUCACCCGAGGGCUUCCACCCUCCCCCAGGGGCAAAGGCUGGCAGCAUGUGAAAGGUAUGGAGGGUGGCACUGAGCACAGAACAGCUCCAGCUCCCGGCAGCCGCCUCCUAAUGGGGCUUGUCAGCGUGGGUCUUGGACCACGAGGCAGCCCCCGUGGGAGAGCAGGGUGGUCCCCUUCCCAGCUAGAGACACUGAUGCUCGGAAAAGCCAGGCCCACCUGAGCACCCUUCCCUCCAACCUCCAACCCAAUGCCACCCAAACAGGGCAAGAGUCCCAGGGGCUCCGACUCUGCACCUGUCCCCGUCACUAGCCAGAGAACCUUCCUCCCACACCCGGUCGGAGCAAAGUCCCAGCAGGUUCAAGGUUGUUCAGACCAGAAGCGAUGCCAACUUGUGCCACCGCCGGGGUCACGGGCCGCAGGGGGCUGCGAUGGGACGGGAGCCAUGAAUGGUGCCGCCCCUGGCCCCGCCGCCGCCCCCGCCCCGGUCCCCGACUGGCGGCAGUUCUGCGAGCUGCACGCACAGGCGGCCGCCGUGGACUUCGCCCACAAGUUCUGCCGCUUCCUGCGGGACAACCCAGCCUACGACACGCCCGACGCCGGGGCCUCCUUCUCCCGCCACUUCGCCGCCAACUUCCUGGACGUCUUCGGGGAGGAGGUGCGCCGCGUGCUGGUGGCCGGGCCGGCGUCGCGGGGGGCGGCUGAGCCCCCGGACGCUAUGGAGCCCGAGCCGGCGGGGCCCGCGGCGCUCAAGGCAGCCGCCUAUGGCCACUCGCGGAGCUCAGAGGACGUGUCCACGCAGGCGGUGGCCAAGGCCCGCGUCCGCAAGGGCUUCUCGCUGCGCAACAUGAGCCUCUGCGUGGUGGACGGCGUGCGCGACAUGUGGCACCGGCGCGCCUCCCCCGAGCCCGACGCGGGCGCCACCCCACGGGCUGCCGAGCCCCCCGCCGAGCCGCGUGACAAGUGGACGAGGCGCCUGCGGCUGUCGCGGACGCUGGCGGCGAAGGUGGAGCUGGUGGACAUUCAGCGUGAGGGCGCGCUGCGCUUCAUGGUGGCCGACGACGCGGCCGCGGGCUCCGGCGGCACCGCCCAGUGGCAGAAGUGCCGCCUGCUCCUGCGCCGGGCAGUGGCCGGCGAGCGCUUCCGGCUGGAGUUCUUCGUGCCACCCAAGGCCUCCAGGCCCAAGGUCAGCAUCCCUCUCUCGGCCAUCAUUGAGGUCCGCACGACAAUGCCCCUGGAGAUGCCGGAGAAAGACAACACGUUUGUGCUCAAGGUCGAGAACGGAGCCGAGUACAUCCUGGAGACCAUUGACUCGCUGCAGAAGCACUCGUGGGUGGCUGACAUCCAGGGCUGCGUGGACCCCGGGGACAGCGAGGAAGACGCUGAGCUGUCCUGCGCCCGGGGAGGCUGCCUGGCCAGCCGAGUGGCCUCCUGCAGCUGUGAGCUGCUGACCGAAGCAGGCGACCUGCCCCGGCCCCCAGAGACAACGGCAGCCGUGGUGACAGCUCCACACAGCCGAGCUCGAGAUGGCGUUGGGGAGUCCCUGGCCCAUGUCCCGCUGGAGACCUUCCUGGAGACCUUGGAGUCCCCAGGCGGUGGGGGCAGGGACAGCAGUAAUACAGGGGAGGAGGGAGCGGAGCCGGAGCCCGAGGCUGAGCCCGAGCUGGAGCUCUCCGACUACCCCUGGUUCCACGGGACCUUGUCGCGGGUCAGGGCAGCUCAGCUGGUGCUAGCAGGGGGGCCCCGGAGCCACGGCCUCUUCGUGAUCCGCCAGAGUGAGACCCGGCCUGGGGAGUACGUGCUGACCUUCAACUUCCAGGGCAAAGCCAAGCACCUGCGCCUGUCCUUGAACAGCCACGGGCAGUGCCACGUGCAGCACCUGUGGUUCCAGUCCGUGCUCGACAUGCUGCGUCACUUCCACACCCACCCUAUCCCACUGGAGUCCGGGGGCUCUGCAGAUAUCACCCUACGCAGCUACGUGCGGGCCCAGGGCCCCCCACCCGCCCCGGGGCCGUCCGCCGGCGCCGCGCCCGCGCCCCCCGCCUGCUGGAGCGAGCCGGCCGGCCAGCACUACUUCUCCAGCCUGGCCGCCGCCGCCUGCCCGCCCGCCUCGCCCUCGGAGGCGGGCGGAGCCUCGUCCUCGUCCGCCUCGUCGUCCUCCGCCGCGUCCGCGCCGGCCGCCCCGCGCCCCGCCGAGGGCCCGCUGAGCGCGCGCAGCCGCAGCAACAGCGCCGAGCGCCUCCUGGAGGCGGCGGGCGGAGGCGCCGACGAGCCCCCGGAGGCCGCGGCGGGCGAAGGAGCGCGGGGCCGCACGCGCGCCGUCGAGAACCAGUAUUCCUUCUACUAGCCCGGCGCGGCGGCGCCAAGGCCCUGGGGCCACCCGGCCCCGCCGCCCGCCGUGCGGUCGCCCCCGUGCCCGUCCGCCCGUCUGUCCGGCGGACCCGGCCGGCCCCAGCCCGGCGCUGGGUGGGAAAAGCGAAGCUCUUCAGUGAAGACAUAAAUGUUAUUAAAGAGCCUGUUUUAGGGACUGCA
Molecule: messenger RNA, 3695 nt
Organism: Mustela erminea (ermine)
Lineage: Eukaryota; Metazoa; Chordata; Mammalia; Carnivora; Mustelidae
Gene: SH2B2
Product: SH2B adaptor protein 2
Exons: 11
Coding region: 1414-3510 (698 amino acids)
Biological process (GO): intracellular signal transduction; antigen receptor-mediated signaling pathway
Cellular component (GO): plasma membrane
Molecular function (GO): transmembrane receptor protein tyrosine kinase adaptor activity
Source: RefSeq, a predicted model, not a curated record